AUGGUAAAGGCGACAUGGCCUAGCACAUCUGCUGCGCCAUUCCUGACCAAUAUCUCCACAAUUGACAAACAGAAGGAACGGCAUGGCCAGACACUUGCCACUUGCGCACCCACGAUCCCCACGGCCGUGUCCGGCCUGCGAUGCUACUCGGCUCCGGUGUCCGGAACCAUCCCCGCCGCGAAGAAGAAGUACGUGCCCACAGACGGCAAGUAUCCCAAGGGCUUCAAGGUCUCGGGCACAAUCGUCGGCGUCAAGCCAAACAACACCACCAAGCCGGACCUCGCCUUCAUCACCUCGGACACGCCGUGUGCGGCCGCUGCCGUCUUCACCAAAAACAAGUUCCAGGCUGCUCCCGUCACCUUCAGCCGGGCGCUGCUCCAGAAGUCGAAGAACGCCGGCCUCCGUGGCGUCCUCAUCAACUCGGGAUGCGCCAAUGCGGUCACUGGCAAGGGAGGCCUCGAGGAUGCCGAGGCCAUGGCCAAGGAGGCCGACAAGUCCCUCGGUGCGAGCGAUGCCACCAUCGUCAUGAGCACAGGAGUCAUUGGACAGAGGUUACCGAUACAAAAGAUCUUGAACAACGUCCCCACCGCGCAUAACGGCCUAGGAGAUUCGCACAAGCACUGGAUGUCGUGUGCUACAGCCAUUUGCACCACGGAUACAUUUCCCAAGCUUAUUUCCAAAUCUUUCACCCUGCCCUCGUCACCGUCAGUCGAGUACAGAAUCGCUGGCAUGACCAAGGGCGCCGGCAUGAUCCACCCAAACAUGGCCACGCUCUUGGGCGUCAUGGCCACCGACGCCCCCGUCGCUCCUUCAAUUAUGCCCGCCCUCCUCAAGCGGGCAGUCGACAAGUCCUUCAACAGCAUCACCAUUGACGGCGACACCUCCACAAACGACACCGUGGCGCUCCUCGCCAACGGCGCCGCAGGCGGCAAGGAGAUCUCGUCAGAGUCGUCUGCCGACUUCCAGGCCUUCCAGGAGAUUGUGAGCGACUUCUCGACCGAGCUGGCCAAGCUGAUCGUUCGGGACGGCGAGGGCGCCACAAAAUUCGUCACGAUCCGCGUCGUCGACUCUGCGAGCGAGGAGGUCGCCCGCACCAUUGCCAGCACCAUCGCCCGGUCUCCGCUCGUCAAGACCGCGCUGUACGGCAAGGACGCCAACUGGGGCCGCAUCCUCUGUGCCACGGGAUACUCGCUCAUCUCGGAGCCCGGCCAGGCCGUCAACGAGGUCGAGUCGAUUGUGCCAGAGAAGACAAAUGUCUCAUUCAUCCCUGCGGACGGCAGCAAGGAGCUCAAGCUCCUCAUCGACGGCGAGCCCGAGAUGGUGGACGAGGCCCGCGCGGCUGAGAUCCUGGAGCACGAGGACCUCGAGAUCCUGGUGCGUCUUGGCACCGGCAACAAGGAGGCCACCUACUGGACUUGCGACUACAGCCACGAGUACAUGGUCGAAAAAUACCGACCAAUCUUCCUUGACGAUGUCGUCGGCAACACCGAAACAAUCGAGCGGCUAAAGAUCAUCGCCAAGGACGGCAACAUGCCGCACGUCAUCAUAUCGGGGAUGCCGGGAAUCGGCAAGACGACGAGCGUGCUGUGCCUGGCGCGCCAGCUGCUCGGCGACGCCUACAAGGAGGCCGUGCUGGAGCUCAACGCCAGCGACGAGCGCGGCAUCGACGUGGUGCGCAACCGGAUCAAGGGCUUCGCGCAGAAGAAGGUGACGCUGCCCGCGGGGCGGCACAAGCUGGUCAUCCUGGACGAGGCCGACAGCAUGACGUCGGGCGCGCAGCAGGCGCUCCGCCGCACGAUGGAGAUCUACUCCAACACGACGCGGUUCGCGUUCGCGUGCAACCAGUCCAACAAGAUCAUCGAGCCGCUGCAGUCGCGCUGCGCGAUCCUGCGGUACGCGCGGCUCACGGACGCGCAGGUCGUCAAGCGGCUCAUGCAGAUCAUCGAGGCGGAAAAGGUGCAGUACAGCGACGACGGCCUGGCCGCCCUCGUCUUCAGCGCCGAGGGCGACAUGCGGCAGGCCAUCAACAACCUGCAGAGCACGUUUGCGGGCUUCGGUUUCGUCAGCGGCGACAACGUGUUCAAGGUGGUCGACAGCCCGCACCCGAUCAAAGUGCAGGCCAUGCUCAAGGCGUGCUACGAGGGCAACGUCGAGAGCGCGCUCGACACGCUGCGCGAGCUGUGGGAUCUGGGAUACUCGAGUCACGACAUCAUUAGCACCAUGUUUAGAGUGACCAAGACCAUGCCGACGCUCAGUGAGCACUCCAAGCUCGAGUUCAUCAAGGAGAUUGGCUUCACGCACAUGAAGAUCCUCGAGGGCGUGCAGACGCUUUUGCAGCUCAGCGGCUGCGUGGCUAGGCUGUGCAAGCUCAACAUAGACCCAAAGAAGUUUGAGACCAAGGUUUAA
Messenger RNA from Microdochium trichocladiopsis, 2406 nucleotides. Its product is annotated as DNA replication factor C-like protein. The transcript has 4 exons. Gene Ontology annotation, cellular component: mitochondrial matrix. Gene Ontology annotation, biological process: L-arginine biosynthetic process; DNA replication; L-ornithine biosynthetic process. The coding region runs from base 1 to 2406 and encodes 801 amino acids. Gene Ontology annotation, molecular function: ATP binding; L-glutamate N-acetyltransferase activity, acting on acetyl-CoA as donor; L-glutamate N-acetyltransferase activity, acting on acetyl-L-ornithine as donor. Lineage: Eukaryota; Fungi; Ascomycota; Sordariomycetes; Xylariales; Microdochiaceae. The record is from RefSeq and is a predicted model, not a curated record.